UGAUAUCCUGGGGCCACCCGAGUUGAAGGGGGGGAAAUCCGGGGGCUGCCGCAACCGCCACCGGUCUGGGCCCAACCGGGGCUCCCCCCCCCCUUGCCCUGUAGUCGCCGCAGUUCCCGGGGAGAGGUGACUGGUGUCCCCCGCUCUGGGAGGGGGCGCCGCGGGCUCGGGGCGCACGGACAACCCCUACCCAUGAGGCCCUGAUGGAAAACACAAAGGAUCUGUCUCAGGGUUUCAAAUGCAUGAGAGAUGAAAACUGGACAGAAGAAAAUGGACUUAAGAUACUUGUCUUCCAACGCUUGUCCUGCACAUCUCUUGAUUUUGUGUAGAAGGGUCUUGCCUUUAUUCCUGUGCUGGCCUAAACCUAAUUUUACUUCUCAGGUAGCUGGGAUAACAGCUUUUCAGGUUCAUACUUAAGGAUUCAUACCUUUCUUCUGAAGAACUGAAAGUCCAUUCAUGUGAACUAUUUUAUUUUAUCAUACAUCCUUCCUGUGUGACAGAGCAUUCUUCACAACCCAGAAGGGAAGGCAGACUCAUCCGGGAUGUUUGACGGCUAUGACAGCUGCAGUGAGGACACAAGUAGCAGCUCUAGUUCUGAGGAGAGUGAAGAAGAAGUUGCUCCUCUCCCUUCCAGUCUCCCAAUUAUCAAAAACAAUGGACAGGUCUACACAUACCCAGAUGGUAAAUCUGGCAUGGCCACCUGUGAGAUGUGUGGGAUGGUUGGUGUGCGAGAUGCUUUUUAUUCUAAAACAAAACGUUUCUGCAGCGUUUCAUGUUCAAGAAGUUAUUCGUCAAACUCCAAGAAGGCAAGCAUUUUGGCCAGACUUCAGGUAACGGGUAAGCCUCCAACAAAGAAAGCAAAAGUUCUUCAGAAACAACCUUUAGUUGCUAAACUAGCUGCUUAUGCUCAGUAUCAAGCUACCUUGCAAAAUCAAGCAAAGACAAAAGCAGCAGUCUCCCUGGAAAGCUUCAGCUGGGGUAACUACAUCAAUAGCAAUAGCUUUAUAGCAGCUCCAGUUACCUGUUUUAAACAUGCACCUAUGGGGACCUGCUGGGGUGAUAUAUCAGAAAAUGUGAGAGUAGAAGUUCCCAAUACAGACUGCAGCCUGCCUACCAAAGUCUUCUGGAUUGCUGGAAUUAUAAAACUAGCAGGUUACAAUGCCCUUUUAAGAUAUGAAGGAUUUGAAAAUGAUUCUGGUCUAGACUUCUGGUGCAAUAUAUGUGGUUCUGAUAUCCAUCCAGUUGGUUGGUGUGCAGCCAGUGGAAAACCUCUUGUUCCUCCUAGAACUAUUCAACAUAAGUAUACAAACUGGAAAGCUUUUCUUGUAAAAAGACUUACUGGUGCCAAAACACUUCCUCCAGAUUUCUCACAAAAGGUCUCAGAGAGUAUGCAGUAUCCUUUCAAACCUUGCAUGAGAGUAGAAGUGGUUGACAAGAGGCAUUUAUGUCGAACGCGGGUAGCAGUGGUGGAGAGUGUAAUUGGAGGUAGACUGAGGCUAGUAUAUGAAGAGAGUGAAGACAGGACGGACGACUUCUGGUGCCAUAUGCACAGCCCCUUAAUCCAUCACAUCGGUUGGUCUCGAAGCAUAGGUCAUCGUUUCAAAAGAUCUGAUAUUACAAAGAAACAGGAUGGACAUUUUGAUACACCACCACAUUUAUUUGCUAAGGUAAAAGAAGUAGACCAGAGUGGAGAAUGGUUCAAGGAAGGAAUGAAAUUAGAAGCUAUAGACCCAUUAAAUCUUUCUACAAUAUGUGUCGCAACCAUUAGAAAGGUGCUGGCUGAUGGAUUCCUGAUGAUCGGGAUCGAUGGCUCAGAAGCAGCAGAUGGAUCUGACUGGUUCUGUUACCAUGCAACCUCUCCUUCUAUUUUCCCUGUUGGUUUCUGUGAAAUUAAUAUGAUUGAACUUACUCCACCAAGAGGUUACACAAAACUUCCUUUUAAAUGGUUUGACUACCUCAGGGAGACUGGCUCCAUUGCAGCACCAGUAAAACUAUUUAAUAAGGAUGUUCCAAAUCACGGAUUUCGUGUAGGCAUGAAGUUAGAAGCUGUGGAUCUCAUGGAGCCACGUUUAAUAUGUGUAGCCACAGUUACUCGAAUUAUUCAUCGUCUCUUGAGAAUACAUUUUGAUGGAUGGGAAGAAGAGUAUGACCAGUGGGUAGACUGUGAGUCCCCUGACCUCUAUCCUGUAGGGUGGUGUCAGUUAACUGGAUAUCAGCUACAGCCUCCAGCAUCACAGUCAUCAAGAGAAAGCCAAUCAGCUUCAUCAAAACAGAAGAAAAAAGCUAAGUCCCAGCAAUACAAAGGACAUAAGAAAAUGACUACGCUGCAACUGAAGGAGGAGUUGCUAGAUGGAGAGGACUAUAACUUCCUCCAAGGAGCAUCUGAUCAGGAAAGCAAUGGCUCUGCCAACUUCUACAUCAAACAAGAGCCAUGAAUGAGAUGGCUCAGAAACUUGAGGGUGGGAGGGGGAAAAUUUUACACAGGACUGAUUUAUAAUCAAUCUAGCUGUACAGCGGGCUAUUCUACUGGGACAUUUUGCUAAACACAGAAAAUUUCAGUUCCAGAUUUUUCAGGUGGGUGGGGAAACUAUUUUAGUGGGGGGGGGGGGGAAUUUUUCAAUUUAUAAAGAUGGACAAUUUUUGUGUUGUAUUUGAAGCUUUUGAAAGAAUUUUGUAAUAUUUUCCAAGUUUGGAUUUAUGUGCAUUGUUAACAAGAACUGAAAUUCUAACUUUUUUGGUAAGAUUAAAGUUUAGGUAGCAGGAUUGAAGGAAAUGAUUUUCGAAGGAGAUAGUUGUAAAUGCAAAUGAACUGUCAUUACAAAUGAACCUUCUUGGUACCUGUUGGGAGAUUUUUGGAUUUCAGAAGUUAGGCCAGUCACAUCUCCAGCUUCCUUCGCUGCAGAAAUAUGCAUCUGAACCCUCACAGAGGCUCCUCCCCGUGUUCAUACAGAAGGGGCCAUUUACUCUGCUCAUUAGCAUUUUAUUGCAGCCCACUUUAAAUGUACAGAAGUUUUUCAUUCUGCAAAAAUGUAUUUGGAGUUCUACAUGAAACUGGAAGAACUCUGUAUACUUUCAAUGUUCUCUUUUAAGUAGGAAAGGAGUAAAAUUAUCCUAACACUAAAAUCUUAAACUGGAAUGGUUGACAAGAUAUACAGGAUCAGUCUACAUGUUGAAGGGUUGGGAAAAUGCAAUAUUGUCCUGAGUUUCCUUUGUUUUCCUUGCUAACAAACCCCACAGGAGGGAUUCUGAUGGGUACUGUGCCCAUUUCCCUCUGUCUGGAGAUAGCAGCUUGGUGCAGCCACACCCCAAAAAAAAUGUCUGCAUUAUCAGGAGAAUCACGUUCUAAAGUGAUCAAAGCCAAUAGAUGUAGAUUUCAGAAUCAUUCCAGCUCCACUUUUAACUAUCUUGGAUUUGUUAGAAAACCAAUUUGAAAGAGAAUUUCAUUUUCUUAAAAUUCCAUAUAUAUAGUUUGAAUCGUCUUUGUCAUAAUUUCUUUUAACAAUAUAACUGAUUUGGACCAUUUUGAACAUUCCCUAUUUUAAAAUUCACUUGGCAUCCUUUAAAAGUAGGAUAAAAGGGUAAAUUGAUGAAAGGUUUGCUCUCUGCAUUUUCUAACCUACCGAGUUGUGACUGAAUGAGAGAGCACUAGCGUUUACCAGUAAGGUUCAUAAACUAUAAACUCUCAGGAAUUCAUUGCAUCUGUUUUAGAAGUGCUCGGGGUCUUAGCCUGGCCUCUUCAGAGUGGUAAUGCUGACCAUCUCCUCUGGAAAACAGGCAGGGCUAAUUAGAAAUUAAUCAAAAUGAUUAACCUCUACAGUCCUUCAGCCUAUGGAAUGCUUUAAAAAAAAAAAAAAAUGUUAGUGGAAAGCCCCAGGAGACCAUUUUAGGUAAGAUUUUUGAGUUUUAAAAUGCAUAGAAACAUUAAAAAAAAAAAAAAACCAGCAAUUUAAUUUUCUAAAAUAUUGCUCUACUUUUGGGAAUAAUAGCAUUGGUAAUACGCACAGGUUUACCUCAUUCUAUGCAAGAGGGGUUAAUAACAUACAUAAGGUUUUGUAGUCGCUACUGGAAGUAAAUUGUGUUACUUUAUAGUGUAAGAAUGUAUGGAAUCACAUGUCAGCAUUUCUUAAUACUGACUCUGGGGGCAUAAAUGCAGAUCACAUCAACGCAGGUUGAUUCUCAUGUGUCAAAUAUAUGUGAAUUCAGCUAUCAAAUUACUGGAUAUUUAUCUUGAACAGCAUUACUGAGAGGGACGUACUGUAAAUGUGACAUCCUCACACUUCCCAGAUCUUUAACUUUGAAGAAUCUUCCUAUGAGCUUAAAGCCUAGAAGAGGUCCAAGGCAAAGGUGACAGUAGUCUUUAAUCUCAGGCUCAGAUUAGACCCAGGACUCUGGUUCCUUGGUACAGGUCGGGUAUAACUGCCGGUACCUUGGAGGUAGGGACUCUAGGGAACUGCAUAUCCCAGGAUUGGUGUGGUUGGGAGCCCACCAGUCCUACCAACAGUUCUGUGAAAUGCUCGUUUGUAGCCGGGUUUUAUAAACUUCAGUUCUACAGCCAAACCAAGCUCUGAGUGUUCUAGAAUCUCCGGGCCACUUGUUAAGUGUUUCUUAUCUCGAUCCAGUGACCAACAGUUUAAGGCUUGGUAAGGACCUUGUAUAGUCUAAACCCAGCCUGAAGCCCGGAGCCCUCUUCAUUGUUCAGAUUCUCACUCCUGCUGCUUAUGAUGAAUAGGAAAUAAGUUACUGCAGAGGAGAUUUAUGUCGUAGCCAUAACUCCAGUCGUACAACUCAGUAGUCCCAUUCUCUUACGGUUCAAAUGUACUGCUGACCUUGAGUUUGUAUUUUUUAUUUGUUUUUGUUUUCUUUCCUGUUCGGAUUACUUGGGAACUUUGUUAGUUCAAACUCUUAACCUUUUCCUUGCUGUGUAUGAGGAAAGCUAAAGCUGUUAUCAACUUCUUACUCUACGGAUACUAACACGGGUUUUUUCAGUGUUUGUUUGUUUUUAUUAUUAUUAAUUUUGCGUGAUGUGAAUUCCCCCUCCCAUCAAUAUUUGUAUUAUGGUGCUAUAUAUUUGGUAAUGAUCCUUUAAUAUUGGGAAGGGAUUUUAAAAAUACUGUGAUUAAACUGGGUUUCUUCCUUUGAUUUUCAUAUUUUAAAUAAAGCCACAGUCAUUUAUACAAAAGAAAGCAUCUGUCCCUGGGCAAAUCUUUUGAGGACAGAGGUCAAAGUAAACUGCAUUAAGGUUUUUACAUCAUUUCUGUAUGUAUUUGAUAUAUAGAUCAAUAUCUGUACAAAUUUAAUCUUUUAUUUUCUGGUAACAUGAUUACUGAGAAAGUAUUUCAAACUUUCUCACGAAGUGUAUAUAAUGGCGUGAAAAAUUCCUUUGGAGAAAUUUAUGUUUCCUUCAUUUUUACCAAAUUGCAAACUCAGCAUGGAUGUGAAAAGCAUUAAAAUUAUAACUUUGUGUACAAGAUGAAAAUAAUUCACUAAAUUUGCCCUUUUUUACACAAAAUAAAAUGUUAAAGUUA
Dipodomys spectabilis (banner-tailed kangaroo rat) is the source of this 5525-nucleotide messenger RNA. RefSeq names its product mbt domain containing 1 (gene Mbtd1). Gene Ontology annotation, cellular component: nucleus. The coding region runs from base 543 to 2435 and encodes 630 amino acids. NCBI's taxonomy places the organism in Eukaryota, Metazoa, Chordata, Mammalia, Rodentia, Heteromyidae. The record is from RefSeq and is a predicted model, not a curated record. Gene Ontology annotation, molecular function: zinc ion binding. Gene Ontology annotation, biological process: regulation of DNA-templated transcription. The transcript is spliced from 19 exons.